Cuscuta epithymum is the source of this 1315-nucleotide messenger RNA. The record is from the annotation of a GenBank genome assembly. Lineage: Eukaryota; Viridiplantae; Streptophyta; Magnoliopsida; Solanales; Convolvulaceae.
UAUAAGACCACUUCACUUCCUAAAAUCCAACAGACUAUUUUGAGCUUUCCUGACAUGGCUUCCGACCCCCCCUCUCCUUCUUCCACUGAAGCAUUCUCAACCAGAAACUACGAAAACGUCUGCGAACAGAUUCGCAACUCUCUGCUUCACAACCAGCUCAGCCUGCUAAUUCAAGUUCUCGCUGGUCUAAAUGCCCCGAGUCGGGUCGAGUGCGAGAGAAUCAGGCAGCAGUACAAGGAAGUGUACGGGGAGGACCCGGCCCAUUCUCUCCAGACCCUUGGUCGGAUCACGGGCACCGAAAAGCUACCCGAAACGGCGACGAGCGAAGCUCUGGCCAUGGCCCUGCUCAGCCCCUACGAGCGCGACGCCGCCUUGGCCAGGGAGGCGCUCCGGCCGGAUGACUUCAAUUUCAGGGCGCUUGUUGAAAUCUUCACUUGCCGGAAAUCCAGUCACGUUCAGCUCAUACAACGGGCUUAUAAAGCAAAAUUCUCAACGCGUUUAGAUAAUGACAUUUGCUGCAUUGAUUCACCAUCCUUCCAAAAGAUAUUGAUGGCUUUGUCUGCAUCACACAAAGCACAUGAUUGUGAUGUUAGCCAACACACAGCCAAAUGUGAUGCUAUGAGGCUGUACCAAACAGGGGAGGGAAAGUCAGGGGGGGCCAUUGAUGAAGCAGUUGUGCUGGAGAUUUUGAGCAAGAGAAGUGUUCCACAACUGAAGCUCACAUUUUCUUGCUAUAAGCACAUUUAUGGCCACACUUAUACCAGAUCUCUCAAGCAUGGAAGAUUGGGAGAGUUUGAAGAUGCAUUGAUCAUUACAGUGAAGUGCAUAUAUAGCCCCUCAAAGUAUUUCUCACAGGUGAUGCAUGCAUGUCUAAAGGGAAAAAGAGUGGGCAAAGGAGAUUUGGUGAGAAUUAUAGUAACCAGGUCUGAGGUGGACUUGGACAAGAUUCAAAUGGUGUUCAAGGAUAAAUAUGAUUUGGAGUUAAAGGAUGCUAUUUGUGAAAGUAUUCCUCCUGGUGACUACAGAGAAUUUCUAGUUAUGUUGGUUACCAAACCUUCAAAUAGGGUUCGAUAUGCCUCUCUAUGAAUUGUGGGAUGUUGUAUAUGCUUUUAUUGUCAUUAUAUCAUUAUUGUUAAUUAUAAUUAUAAUUAUUGAAAAUGUCAGAAUUAUCAUAGCUCAACAUGUAAAAUUAGUUAUGUUGUUGAUUGAAAUAUGAAAAGACCCUUUUCAUGUAGAGUGCCAAGGUCUCUAUGUGAUUUACCAUGGUAGAGGUUUGAUAUGGUUUGGUCUGAUCUGAUUUUAGAUUGAAAUAAGC